This is a messenger RNA of Lolium rigidum, 1299 nucleotides long. Its product is annotated as probable auxin efflux carrier component 9. Lineage: Eukaryota; Viridiplantae; Streptophyta; Magnoliopsida; Poales; Poaceae. The transcript is spliced from 5 exons. The record is from RefSeq and is a predicted model, not a curated record. Gene Ontology annotation, molecular function: auxin efflux transmembrane transporter activity. Gene Ontology annotation, biological process: auxin export across the plasma membrane; auxin polar transport. The coding region runs from base 1 to 1299 and encodes 432 amino acids. Gene Ontology annotation, cellular component: endoplasmic reticulum; plasma membrane.
AUGAUCACCGGCUCGGCGGUGUACCAUGUCGUGGAAGCGAUGGCGCCGCUGUACACGGCGGCGGCGCUGGGAUUCGCGUCCGUGCGGUGGCUCAAGGCCUUCUCCGCGGAGCAGUGCGCAGGGAUCAAUCACUUCGUCGCCAUCUACGCCGUCCCCGUGCUCAUCUUCCAGAUGGUCUCCACCAACAACCCCUACGCCAUGAACGGCCGCCUCGUCGCCGCCGACACGCUGCAGAAGGCCGUCAUGCUGAUCGGCCUCAUGCUGUGGGCCGCCUUGGAGUCUCGCCCCUCGCGCCGCCGCGGCUCCAAGGUCUCGGCGUCGGCGGCGUCUCCGCUGCAGUGGGUGGUGACCGCCUUCUCCGUGUCGGCGCUGCCCAACACCAUCAUCAUGGGCGUGCCGCUCCUUGGCGGCAUGUACGGGCCCGUCUCCAAGGAGCUCAUGAAGCAGAUCGUCGUCAUGCAGUUCUGCGUCUGGUACAACGUUGUCAUCUUCAUAUACGAGUACAUGGCGGCCCGGCGCGCCGCCACGGCGGCGGAUGGCGUCAGCGCCAAGAUCAGCCCCGGGUCGCCGGGGACAGAGACGCCGCCGGAGAAAAUCUCCCCCAGUGCAAACGGCUCUGCGGCGGAGCGGGCCCACGAGGUAACCGUGAACAUUGAAAUCACGGAGAUUGUCCCGGCGUCUACGGCACAAAAAGGCGUGACCGACGACAGUACAACCACGGCGCUCGCGGAAGAGGGGGGUACUGGCGAAGAUGCCAAGGCGGCGGCAGCAAAGGAGGAAGCGGCGCCGCCGGCAUCCAAGACGGCGCCGUCGGUGGGGCAUAUCGCCUUGAAGGCAGGGAAGAAGGUUCUGAAGAUUCCCAAUACCUAUGCAAGCUUCCUUGGACUCAUCUGGUCCCUGAUCGCUUUCAAGUGUGGGAUCAAGAUGCCAAAGAUCAUCGACGACUCCCUGUUCACCAUCCAGACGACAGCAGUUGGCCUCAGCAUGUUCGCGUCAGGAACCUUCAUCGCUCGACAGUCGCGGUUCGUCCCGUGCGGCUACACGAUCGCGUCCAUGUCCAUGGUGCUCAAGUUUCUGAUAGGCCCCGUGGUGAUGCUGCUCGCGUCGCUCGCCAUCGGCAUGCACGGCACCCUGCUGCACAUUGCUGUUGUACAGGCAGCACUCCCCCUGGCCGUGACUUCAUUUGUGUACGCUGAAGAAUAUAAAGUCCAUGCAGACAUCAUGAGCACAGGGGUGAUUCUCGGCAUAUUUAUCUCGCUUCCUGUCACCAUUGUGUACUACAUUCUAUUGGGGUUGUGA